Molecule: messenger RNA, 1113 nt
Organism: Aspergillus terreus NIH2624
Lineage: Eukaryota; Fungi; Ascomycota; Eurotiomycetes; Eurotiales; Aspergillaceae
Exons: 6
Coding region: 1-1113 (370 amino acids)
Source: RefSeq, a predicted model, not a curated record
AUGGACUCCUAUCCACCAGGAUAUGCAGAGGAGAGCAAAGGCCCCCGGAUUUUGGCCGCUUUCUGGGUGCUCACGAGCAUCGCGCUCGUCGUGGUAAUAGCAAGACUGUUUAUCCGGCUCCGAGUACUGCGUAAUCCCGGUCCAGACGACUGGCUGAUUGCAGUAUCUAUGCUCGUAGGACUUGCAUAUACUUGCCUGACCACGGUGAACGUCUCACUUGGAUAUGGGAAGCAUUCUGCUGUAAUAGCGGAUAGACUUGAAACCGUCUUAUUGAUCAACUAUGUCGGCUUUUUACUCGGAAUUCUUGCCUUUUCCCUGCCAAAACUCGCGGUGGCGGCGUUGCUCACACGUCUACUGAAUCCGACCUUGGUUCACCGGAUUAUACUGUGGGGUUUGACAGCCACGGUAGCUGUGGUGUCAUGCAUCUGCAUCCUAGUGCUGUUCACCAUGUGCGACCCUCCGAGGGCGUUGUGGCAGACAUCUCUGAUGGCGCAAGGAGCCACUUGUCGUGAUACCUGGAUCCUCAUCAACUAUGCAAUCUUUACAGGAGCUGUGUCUGCGUUUGCAGAUCUUGUUCUCGCCGUGUACCCAACCCUGGUUCUAAUGAAGCUCCAUAUGUCCUUGCGGAAAAGAUUGGCCUUGUGCACUGCUUUAAGCCUGGGCGCAGUCGCUGGUGCAAUGGCUAUUGUCAAAUGCUUUCAGCUUCCAAAUCUUGCGGACCUCGCUGAUUCUACCUAUGCCACAGCAGAUCUUGUCAUCUGGACCAGUGUCGAGUCGAACGUGGUUAUUCUCGCCUCCUGCAUCCCCACUCUACAGCCACUUAUCGAGCUAGCUCUUGGGAAGCGCACGCUCAAGAGCACUAGCAAAUACCCCUAUCAAAGCAGCGAGCGUCGCCAUGAGUCUUCCUAUUGGAGUAAGAAGUCCGCGCCGGCAAAGAACGCUGACCUCCAGAUCACAAAUGUCGAGAGCCAGGAAUGUAUUCUGGGAUCGGCCAAGAACCAAGCAGUCGAGGGCCACCAGCUGGGCCACAUCAGACGCACAGAUAAUGUCGUCGUUGAAUACGAAACUACUUCGCAGACUGGGAAUAUCCAUGAAGAACGGAGUCCUUGGUAG